Bufo bufo (common toad) is the source of this 3170-nucleotide messenger RNA. RefSeq names its product LIM and SH3 protein 1 (gene LASP1). The record is from RefSeq and is a predicted model, not a curated record. The transcript is spliced from 7 exons. Gene Ontology annotation, molecular function: actin filament binding. The coding region runs from base 195 to 1001 and encodes 268 amino acids. Gene Ontology annotation, cellular component: focal adhesion. NCBI's taxonomy places the organism in Eukaryota, Metazoa, Chordata, Amphibia, Anura, Bufonidae.
GGCACCCCCACCCUCCUCCUGUGUUUGUCACACGACAGCGCGGCAAAGAGACAGCGAGAGACUGCUGGGUUGAUAGAGAGAGAGAGAGAGAGAGAGAACGGGAGGAGAGCGGAGAAGGCAGGCAUCCUGAGAGAAACAGUGACAGAAGCCCGGGAGAUUGUGAUCUAUUGCUGUCACCCGUACGACCCGGCACCAUGAACCCGAGCUGUGCCCGCUGCGGCAAGAUUGUCUACCCGACUGAGAAAGUCAACUGCCUGGACAAGUUUUGGCAUAAAGCAUGCUUCCACUGCGAAAUCUGCAAGAUGACCCUGAACAUGAAGAACUACAAGGGAUACGAUAAGAAGCCAUACUGUAGCGCGCAUUACCCCAAGCAGUCCUUCACUAUGGUGGCUGAUACUCCAGAAAACCUCCGCUUGAAGCAGCAGAGUGAGCUGCAGAGUCAGAUUCGUUACAAGGAAGACUUUGAAAAGAAUAAAGGCAAGGGGUUUAGUGUCGUGGCCGAUACUCCUGAGCUGCAGAGAAUUAAGAAGACACAGGACCAGAUCAGUAAUAUUAAAUAUCAUGAAGAGUUUGAGAAGAGCCGGAUGGGAAGUGUGUCCAUUGAUUCUGGUGAAAUGGAGCGCAGAGUCUCAGACGAUGUUACCAAUUACCGCCGACUUCCCUCAGAGAGCAUGCAGUCCCAUCUGCCCCCGGCCAGUAGCUCAGCUUAUCAACAUCAAAGGCAACAACAACCGCCGCCGCCGCAGCAACAGCAGCAGCAGCCCAAAUACGGUUACCAUGAGCCAGCAGCACCUGUGGCUACUCAGCAUAGCGCCUCACCAGGAGGGAAGCGCUACAGAGCCGUGUAUGAUUACUCCGCAGCAGAUGAAGACGAGGUUUCCUUCCAGGAUGGUGACACUAUUAUCAAUGUGCAGCAGAUUGAUGAUGGAUGGAUGUAUGGAACCGUGGAGCGCACAGGGGAGACGGGCAUGCUUCCUGCCAAUUACGUUGAAGCCAUCUGAUUGGGAGAACUCGCCUCAUCUCUCUUUCUCACACAAUCAUGAAGCAUUCCAGUGCAGCCCUGUCUUAGCUUUGGGAAUGGUGGUCUCCACCUCUCCCUGCGUCAGCAUUCUUUUAAACCCUCUUUGCUGCCCUCUGGCGCCAGAAGAUAAAAAUGACCUCUUCCUUCAUCUUACACUGUAGUAACUGGAGGGAGCACAUUGAGGAGAUGGCUCCCACUUUACUUCCCCCUCUGUUUUGUCUGAUUGUCUAUGCGCUUUGCACUGGUAUCAUUUUUUUUUUUUUAUCUUAAGGAAAGGCCUUUAUUCCUAAUAUUCUCAGUACCGGUAAUUUGUGGCCUACUUCCAGAUUGAUUCGUUGGAAUCUACUUGCUUUGUUCAGUUUAUAAUGUAAUCCUCAGUUAGUAACGGUUUUGUUUUUUUGUGACAAAUUGUUACCAUCCUAUUUUUUUUCUUUAUAUCUGAAAUUCCGAUGCAUAGUAUGGAAAAUAUGGCAGGGCUGUGUCUGUUCUGCUAACCGCACUUGACAAGUCAUUGCAUUUCCUCAUUUUUUUUGUCCUUGUUCUGGUAUCACAUCCUUGUGCGAGUUCUUCCAUAUGUACUGCAGACUCCAGUGAUAAGUAACAGGUGUAUACACAUCAUCAAUCUAUAGCAGAAAGAACACCCUCGCUAUUGAGGACAGUUUUCUUAAAGCAGUCCUUGAGGCAACCAUUAAUCUUUCCAGAUAUGUGCCAUUUUAUUUCAGAAAAUACUAUAAAAUCUAUAUAGAGCUCAACUGAUUUACCGUAGUAAACAGCUUGAAAGAUUUAAUUAUAAUAUUUUACCUUUCCUUCACUCUUUCUAUCCCUCUCUUUCACAUCUCCGUAUAUUUUAUACAUAUAUAUGUAUAUUUUCCCAUUUGAUUUUUUGAAUGUCACCUUAGAAUUUAGGGCCUUAGUUAAUAACAGUCGGUGAAUAUUAAAGGGACAUUAGAAAGUCUACAUUUUCAAUAACAAGCAUUUCAAGUGUAGGCCCUCAGCGUGUGUCUUCUCCAUGGCAGCUGCCCGGGAAACAGCUGUGGUGUAGCUUACAAAGGUUUUUUUUAGUGGUUGAGAACAGAGAGAUGAUUUUCCCCAUCUCUCCAGUGCCCAGCCUCUCCCUUCCAUCCCAGAGAUGAGUAAUGCAGGUUAUGAUCACCCUUACUGAUAAAUGACUGGGGUAACCACGAUUAGCCCUUCUUCUAUAUCAUAGGCGUUAUGACCUUUGUCUCAUGAAGAACUCGGGCAGUCUUCUGGUGCUGACAUUCAACCAAAUGCAUCUUGAGCCAAAUGUCUUCUUCCCUUUCCUUUGUCUGCCUUAUUUGCUUCUGCUUAACCCCCUCAUGCACAGGCAGGUUGUGUUGUGUCGAGGGCACAUCUUCACUUGAGUCCUGGUUCUGCACAUGCUCUCCUCCUUGGGAUACACCUCCUUCAGUAAGGAGUAAGGAGAUUCCCACAUGUGGUGAUUUGUAAUGUCAGAGACCAAGCACAACUAAUUUCAAUCUUUCUAAGGUCACGUUUCUGUAAAGCACAAUUAGAAGAGCAAAAAAGUAACUGGAACUUAAUGUGAAUUCGAAGUGAGAGAUGAGAAAGUCCACAAAACUGUAAGAACACUUCAUACAUUCCUUUACUGAGCAGCGUAACAUCAGUUGAGGUGCCAUAGGAAACAUGGAAACAGGAAAUUCCUGUAGAGUCAUGCAGCCUCAUUAUACAUAUUAUAAGCUUACUGGCAAAAGUUGGGCAGGUAGGUCCCCCCAUCUUCCCACAUCCAAAAAAAAAGGACCAAGAAAGAAAUUCUUUACUCUUACAGGGAAGGGGUUAAUAUCUAUUCAGUUCAUUUCUAACUGGACCAAACACAUUCCUCCCUUUCCAUUAUUCAGUGCACUUUCAAUGUAACCCAGUGCGGAAUAGGGGAGAACAGAUAAGACACCCCUCCCAGUCACCCUCCCUCCGCAGCCUUACUGUCUUGUGUACAUGUCAAUCAUCCUUUGUCAUAAUUUUCAUUUUUUAUAGUUUGUUAUUGUUACACCCCAGCUAGGAAACCUUUGUAUCAAAUUGCUUGGGCCUAUAAUCAUUUAGAAAAAAAAUAAAUCAUGCAGCUACCAAGAAAAGCUUUCUCGGUUUACUUAAAUUUAAAAUAAAAAUAUCAUUUUUA